Molecule: messenger RNA, 5711 nt
Organism: Bombus huntii
Lineage: Eukaryota; Metazoa; Arthropoda; Insecta; Hymenoptera; Apidae
Product: sodium-independent sulfate anion transporter-like
Exons: 10
Coding region: 388-1899 (503 amino acids)
Biological process (GO): transmembrane transport
Cellular component (GO): membrane
Molecular function (GO): sulfate transmembrane transporter activity
Source: RefSeq, a predicted model, not a curated record
GUUUUGAUAUAGUACUGAUAUCGAUUAUGCAAAAAUGUCGUACAGUAGAGGAAGUAUCGACGAAAGAACAUCAUUGUUGACAUAUGGAAACCGUGGCAGUCGUGGCCGAGUGGUUAAGGCGUCUGACUAGAAAUCAGAUUCCCUCUGGGAGCGUAGGUUCGAGUCCUACCGACUGCGGCUGGUAGGAACGUGACUUCCAGAUUCGAUUUGAAGCAGCUCCUUCUACGAAGGAUACCGAUCCUGGCAUGGCUGCCUCAAUAUAGUUUGUCGAAACUUCUGCACGAUGUUUUGGCAGGAUUGACCGUUGGUUUGACUGCUAUACCACAGGGCAUAGCUUACGCAAUUGUGGCCGGACUUCCAGCUCAGUACGGCCUCUACAGCAGUUUCAUGGGAUGCUUGGUUUACUUGGUGUUCGGUAGCUGCAAGGACAUCACUGUGGGUCCUACGGCAAUAAUGGCAUUACUGUCGCAAAAUCAUGUUAUAAGACUGGGAGAUGAUAUCGCGGUGCUUCUAUGUUUCCUGACAGGCUGCGUGAUUACGUUUAUGGGAUUGUUCCGCUUGGGAUUUCUUGUGCAGUUUGUUAGCAUGCCAGUGAUCUCUGGAUUCACUAAUGCAGCUGCAAUAAUAAUUGGAACAUCUCAAUUGGGCACGUUGCUUGGUUUGAGUGGCAGAAGCGAUUCCUUUAUCGACGCAGUUACCAAAGUUGUCAAUCACGUAAAUGAAAUUACUUUCUGGGACCCGAUAUUAGGAGUCUGUUCGAUGAUCUUACUCGUUUGUCUUAAAAAAUUACCUGCAAAGAAAAGCGGCACGGCGUUGCAAAAAUUCAUGUGGGUAACAUCGUUGGCGAGGAACGCCGUAGUCGUCAUUGUUGGAAUAAUAUUAAGCUAUUCGUUAUACUCUUAUGGUAUUAAACCCUUCAAAAUUACUGGACAUAUAACGGAAGGUUUACCGCCGUUCUCUCCGCCACCAUUUUCUCUCGUGAAAGGAAACCAUACGUAUAACUUUGAGGAGUUAAUUGGUGAACUCGGAAGCACUGUCAUUUCAGUCCCGCUGAUUGCCAUUUUGGAGAGCAUUGCCAUUGCUAAAGCUUUUGCCAAAGGGAAGACCGUUGAUGCUAAUCAAGAGAUGCUGGCUUUGGGACUGUGCAACCUUUUCGGCAGCUUUUCUCGAUCAAUGCCAACCACAGGGAGCUUCACAAGGACCGCCGUAAACAACGCUUCGGGUGUAAAAACACCGAUGGGCGGUGUAAUUACUGGAUGCCUGGUGCUUUUAGCGUGUGGCCUUCUGACCUCGACUUUCCAAUUCAUCCCGAAGGCAACACUCGCUGCAGUCAUUAUAGUCGCCAUGUACUACAUGCUUGAACUUCAUAUUUUCACCGUACUUUGGAGAACGAAAAAGACCGAUUUGAUACCUUUGACGGUGACUUUGUUGAGCUGCUUGGCAAUUGGUCCAGAAUACGGCAUGAUUGCUGGGAUCGCGGUAAAUCUAAUUCUCCUGCUCUAUUUCGCGGCCAGACCUGGAUUAUUGAUCGAGGAACGUGUUGUCGAUGGGCUGACGAUUCUGUUUGUAUCGCCGAAACAAUCGUUGAGCUACCCAGCUGCGGAAUAUCUUCGUGAACGGGUGAUGUCGUGGUGUGAUGCCAGAGUAGGAACUAUUCCCGUGGUAGUGGAAGGUCGUCACGUGCUUAGAAUCGAUGCAACCGUCGCCAAGAACCUCGCUUUGCUGCUGGCCGACUUGGAAACCAGGGACCAGAAGCUGGUGUUCUGGAAUUGGUGCGAGGAAGCUAAGAGAACUUUGAUAAGCUACGACGCUUCUCUCACGAUGUCCUUCAGAAGUUCCGGCAGCAUAGCUCAAAUAUUUUCAGGUAGAAUCGCGUCACCUCAUGUUCCACGCGAGUGAAAUUUUGAAUCUAACGAAUGCACGGGACACUUGCCUCUGAAAUCUUCCUAAGCUUCGUUCAACGAGAGCUGCUCUUCUCUUUUCAACCUGUUCGCGUUUAACGAAGCCUCACGAAACGCUGAACAUAUUUUAUUUAACGAUGGAACACGCCUCGGCCAAGAUUAGUUCUUCGUGCAACUUCAGUCGCCUUCAAUUUGCCUUUCGAUGCACCAACAUCUAUUGAAAUUCCACGAACCGCGCCGAAGGUGUCAUUUCAAACAGCAUCUCGACCAAUCGUUUUAUGAAAAGACGAUCAAGAAAUCGUGCUUCUCGUUAUUCGAUGAAAAAUCCGAUGGAAUAAAGGCGCCACGUUUUUAUAUGCAUGUAAAAAGAGGAAACGUAUUUAAUCAUUCGUAUGAAGAAAUAAUUUUCUUUAUCGCGAAACAUUUGUAUAGCAUUUGGCUUGACCGAACGUGUUAUUUAAAUAUUUUUAAUUGUUUUCUGUAAGAUAUUCGAUUGCAAUGACGAUUUAAAUGAUGUUAGAUCCAAAUAUCCAUACGUAGUUAUAUCGUAAUAUUUACAGUACUCUAAAAUUGACUUCUUUUCUUUUUCUAUUUAACGAUAGAGAUGGAAUAUGAGAGAGGAAUACUAUUUCAUCUGACAUUGGCUUACGAAAGAAGACGAAUAAGUCUGAUAACGUUUGCUUUAAGAAAAUUACCUGCACUCAUAUUAAAAUUAAUUCCGCAAAUGGUUACUUAACUAUUCCGUGGAAAAAUAGUGAAAAUUUCUGCCACAUUUCGUAAAAUCACAAUUUUAACCAUUAUUUUAAACGCUACGUUUAUUUCAAGAUAAUACACGUUUUUUAUUCUUAUCUUCCUAAUUUAUCUAAUUUUACGCUUCAGACGGGAAAACACGAACUAUAAUCAUGUUUUUCCAAUUUACAACUAUAGAUGUAAUCUUUUUCAAUUUUCCUUCAAUUAUUGUGAAAUAAUCGUGAUCGCGUGUUGUUUUGCGCUCAACCACGAUAACGAUAGAUUUUUUAGUCCUUAACUAUCAUGUGUGAAAGUUUUCCAUAGUGUAUAUUUAAAAAAUUGAACAAUUAAUACAGUUGAAUGUAUCGAAUUAAAUGUUUUACUAUUAUUCGAUAGUAGAUAAAGAGUAGAAAAUUAUUGUUUGCAGCGAAUGCAAACGAUAACGUUGCGGUAAUAUUAUUACAGGAUGGUAAUGUUAAAACAAAAUUAUUCAUAGAGGGUACAAUUUCACUUAUAAUGGCUUUUAAGGAUUAACGUUGAAUCGUGUAAAUAUAGGAUUCAGUAUUGAAAGUAUUGAAGGAUUUCGAUUCGUUUCACCUAUAAAUAACGUUUGCGUAACCGCGCGAUGCCGAUUGACGGAAAUGCUUUGCUCGGAAAAUGAAACUUUAUUCGAAUGUUUCCAUGAAUAAUCAGCAGAAGGUUUCAUACGAGAAAUUUUCAUCGUGACUAUAUGAUCCUGACGCAGAAUUGCAAGUAUUUACAUAUGGUUCUACUAUUUUGUAUGUACAUGUAAAAUUAAUCUUUCCAGAUGUGCAUGAGAGUAUCGGUUGAAUUGAAUCAAACGAUGAUGUCCAAUUUUAUUUGUUAUUCGGUAUAAAUUAUCGCUCGUAUAUCUGAGAACUUUAGCCGUUUUGUAACAGAAAUAUGUGUCAACAUGUUCAAAUUAAUAAUAAAUUAAUUAAUAAUUAAAAUUUGAAGCAACACUUACUAUGUUUCCUAUGGAGUUAUCAGUCUGGAAAUUCAAAUUACCUGUUAAACAUCACAAAAAUAUAUAUUAUUAUUUACUACUCUAAUAGACUUUAUUAUAUACUACUUCAUGUAUUUACCAUUUAAAUAUUGCAACCAGUUAUAUUAACAUCAGAAGACAUUUUUUUUACAGUUUGAAAGUCCCACUUUUAUUUGUUCCAUAACGUAAAAAUUUAAGAAACUGGAUAUUAAGAAUUUGUCAAGUAACGAAACAGUUCUACGAUACUGGACAAUUACAAAUAUCAAUUUUAUUAUCGCAUAUUGGUUUUUGCAAAUUAAUUUUAUUGCAAAUUAUAAUCACGAUAUUUUAUUAUACAUAGCUGAAUGUAUGUAUGGUGAUUAUACAGAACAAAAUCAUUGCAAUUCGAUUUAUUCGUAAUUUUGUGAUUAAAAUACAUUUUGUCAAAACUAAGUAAGUACUCGGAUACUUUCGAGUGAUAACGUAUGCGUUACAUUUGAGAUUAUAUUUGAGUAGCUUCUUUCGGAAAUCUAACAUUAUCAAUUAGUAAUUCGUUUACAAUGAUAAUGUUUACAAAUGCACUUGUAAUUUAGAAAAAAGUUUAAACAGAAAGAUCUGAAUAUCAAAUUAUAACUAUAUCUGCAUAAUUAUUAUUCAUAUUUCUAAUUUGGUAUUACGUUGGAAUAUAAUUCUACUCUGUAGCUUUGACGCGAAUCUUUUAAAUAGUAAUCAGAUUUCUGAGUUUAGUUCAGUAUAAUUGAAACAAAAUCAUAUUGUACCUGCAAUAGAAAUAUAAUAGUAUUUUUAUUAUGAAAUAUUUCUAUACUUUUACAUAUACUUUUUGCACUCAAGGUCAGCAGAAAUUCAUACUAUUACAGAUCGUUGGAUUUGCUUUGAUCUUACGUAUCAUAUCGUAAUGGAAAAAAUACGUAGAUUCAUUAAAAAAAUCUGUGAUGACCUUGAAACCUCGAGAAAAAUGACCUUCAGGAAAUAUUUUACCUGUCAUCACGUUAACCCCUUCGAACUAAAUGUUCUUCUUCUCUGACAUUUUUGCGAGAUAUAUCGGAUGCUCGAGUUAGGUGGGACAUCCUGUACAUUACUCUAAUACAUUUAAGUGUAACGACACGAACAUGCAUUAUUUUCACACUGAUUGUGCAACAAAAAUAUCAAGAUUAUCUACUGUGUACGUACAAUAGUUAAAUUAAGCUAUUAUUUAACAUCAUACUUCUUUGCUUCAUUAUAUCAUUUAUCAAAAUCCAGUUUAUUACAUAUAUGCACAAAUACAUAAAUACGAAGCUUUAAAAUUGCGUACUGUUUUAAACCUGAUUGUUUAAAUUAUUGCAAUAAUUCUUUACCUUCGUGCCAUGUUAUCAUUCAAUUAAAAAGCGACAAGGAUAGAGUAUAACUAAACUUUUCGUUAAUAACUGUGGAACAUUCUCUUUCUACUAUUUGAAAAUAGAUUUCUCAUUUCUUUUUCUUACAUCAAUAUAAAUUAUCGACUGAUUUGACAUGAUUCAAUGGUAUUAAGAUAUAAAAGUUAAAAAUAUAUUGCGCGAGGGUGCUUCCGCGCCCUUUUUCCCCCGCGCGAGUACGCAUGUGUAAAAAAUAUCUCACGUUCAUAGUUGCGCGCGCAUCGAUGAUCGACCAAUAAGGAAGCUGGAUAGUAGAGGGUGCUUCGAUCGAUGCACUCGCCCUAGGAGUAUGCGCCAGUGGGCGACCGUUUACAACGCGAUAAGCGUCGCGGCGCCCUCAACGACAGGCAAGUUGAGGACGUUGUCCUAGUACGUCCGCUUUCGCAUUCGGUUGUGUUUCCUCGCGCGGGUUCGUUCGCGUCAAUUCGUAGGGAACAAGGUCUCCGGUUCCGGUGAAUCGUCACUUGUCGGUGUUGUUAUAUUUUUUGUUUACGACGAGGCGACCGUCAAUGCGAUCGCGAUGAAGCAAUGAGCUAAAAGAUCACGAGUAACGACGACUGUCAAAAAGAUGCCGGUACACCGAUUGAACACGGGAAAUGCGGGCCAGCUGGAGAGUGUUGCUGCGUAAUCAACGAACUACCGUCCCCAUGCUUGGCAGUGCCUUUCCUGGGACCACUUUAGGUG